Salvia miltiorrhiza (redroot sage) is the source of this 3307-nucleotide messenger RNA. RefSeq names its product putative late blight resistance protein homolog R1C-3. The coding region runs from base 325 to 3093 and encodes 922 amino acids. Gene Ontology annotation, molecular function: ADP binding. NCBI's taxonomy places the organism in Eukaryota, Viridiplantae, Streptophyta, Magnoliopsida, Lamiales, Lamiaceae. Gene Ontology annotation, biological process: defense response to other organism. The record is from RefSeq and is a predicted model, not a curated record. The transcript has 3 exons.
CAAUCACAUGCAAAGGAAACAAGAAAAUUAAUAGCAAGUGGCCCAAAUAUUGAAAUUUCCCAUUUCAUAACCAUGCAUCUACAAAAAUCAUAAAGUAGUAGGUGUGAAAUUAAUGGCACAUUAUCUGAUUUCCACCAAACUCUGUAAAUGGCAAUGGCUGCAAGAUUGAGUGGAGUCAUUUCUUGCAAUUGAAAAUCAAGACAAGAAGCUAAGAGAGAAAAAGAGAAGUUGUUCUGCUUUGAUUUUCAAGAAUUUUAUAACUCAGCAGCUAUGAUUUAAUUUAUUCUAAUUUGUGGCCGCCGCCGCCGCCACAACCAGAGAGGAAUGACGGCAUACGGUGCAGUGAAUUCGCUGAGGAAUACACUUGAUUACAUUCUCCAUUCUUCUCAUUCUAGCCUUGUGGGGUCCUCUCCAUACAUCUUACAUUCUCCAUUGCAAGAUAUUCUGGAAAAAUUGGACAGCACAAGCACAAGCAAGAGCAGGAAGAAGGUGAAUGCUUUGGAUGGAAGAAUCAAAUACUUGAUUUGGGAAUUCGAGGACAUAUUGGAAUCCCUUCUCUAUCAACAGAUUCUUUCACAAGUAGAAGAUGAAGGAAUUAUGAAAGAGGGAGCAUGUGGAUUCCAAGGCUUAUUGGAAUCUCUUCCCUCACAGCCACAGAUUGUAAGAAACUUCAACAUGGCAAGAAUAAUGAAUGAAUCUCAUGUUACUUCCUUGAUGGAGAGGCUCAAGGAAAUGGAGGAGGAAUACGUUUACGAAGUAGACAAUAUGCCUGAAGACGACGACGAGGAUGAAUCCAUUUCCACAAGAAGUGGGAACAAGCCCAAGAUGAUUGGAUUAUCGAAUACAUUUCAACACCUCAAAGAGCAAGUUAUGAAAAAUGAGUAUGAGCAUUAUAUCUUCGCAGUUGUUGGAACUGCAGGCAUUGGGAAGACUGCUCUUGCUGAGACACUUUUUGACGAUCCAGAUAUCUUGGGCCAUUUUGAGCAUCGCGCAUGGGUCACUGUAGGCAGAAAAUCUCAAUCCGAUGAUGUUUUAAGAAGCAUUCUAACUCAAAUGUCUGGAAUCACACAAGGAAAGAAAUGCCUCGUUGUGCUCGAUGAUGUAUGGGAGGGGCAGACAUUGAAGUCCUUGAUGAUUUCCUUAUCGAACAUGCUUGAUGCAUCAAUUCAUAUCUUGGUUACAACUCGAGACAGUAACGUAUUUUUCUCGAGGUCUUUCCUUUAUACGAUAUUCGUGCCGUUUUUGAAUGAAGAAGAAAGUAAGGAGCUACUAUGCGAGAAGGUGUUUGGUGAAAAGGAAUGCCCUUUUCAACUCGACAAAGCCGUUACCAAAAUUGCCAAGAAAUGUGAAGGUCUUCCUCUCACGAUAGUCACAGUGGCUGACAUCCUAUCAAAAUCCCAUAAUACAGACCCAAAAUACUGGGACGAUGUAGCAGAAAUGAGGAAUUCAGUCUUCACUGAUGCAUAUAAUGAGAUAUCAAAGGUACUUUUCCCAAGUUACGACUACUUACCUCAAUAUCUUAAAAUGCCUUUUCUGUAUCUGGGAGUCUUCCCUCCAGAUUAUGACAUCCCUCUUUCCAAGAUCACUAAUAUGCUUUCUACUGAGGGCUGGUUUCAUAGAGGUUCUGUCUGGGAAUGUUUGGACGAGCUUUGUACUAGGAAUCUUGCUUUAUCCAACCAUAGUACUGGGCAUAUUAGUUAUGCCAUUCCCAAGAUUAAAACUUGCCGGCUUCACUCCUCGUGGCGGUACGUGUGUAGAGGAGAGGCUCAGAAGAACAAGUUUUAUCAUGUCUUUAAAAAGCUUGUUGAUGGCUUAGAAGAUGAUGUAGAAGGUCAGCGUUGCUUGUGUCUUGAAAAUAACCUUUUAUUUGGCAUCAAAGAAUUUUGCACCUCGGUGAGAUUGAACUGUGCAUCCUCUGCACGUUCUCUCCUUUUUUAUGGUCCAUACCACCAAUAUCCAAUCCCAGUAGGGGAUGAUUUCAAGUUGCUUGGAAAACUAGAUGUUCUUAAUCAGCGUUUGUACACUUUCCCUACAAAGAUUCUGACACUAGUCCUACUAAAGUACCUUGCUGUAACUUGCAACGGAGAACUCCCAACAACCAUAUCCAAACUUUUCAACCUUCGUGUCUUGAUUGUCCAUCCGCAUAGCAACAUUAGAAUUUGUAGAGCUCCAUCGUCUGUACCAAUACAAAUAUGGGAUAUGAAAGAGUUAGAGCAUAUUGAGAUAUUGGGGAAGAGCCUUGUAGCUCCAUCUCAUUCUGCUUGUUUGGAAAUUCUCUCAACACUUGUAGGUGUUCAUGCCAACACUUGUACUAUCCUGGAGCUUUCCAGAAAAGUUCCUUGCAUAAGGAAAUUUGGAGUUCAAAUCGAGCUAACCCCUUACGACGAGCAUGAUGACCUUAUCAAUUGCUUUGGUUGUGUUUCAACACUUGAAAGUUUGAAGACACUGAAAUGUGGCAUCACAAAUCCUGUGGUUAAGUACGAUUACGCGUUUCCUAGUUCAUCGAUGAUGUUUCCAAGUGGAUUGAGAAAGUUACACUUGAGUGGCAUGGGUUUUCCUUGGGAAUACAUGGAUGUAAUUGGCUCUUUGCCAUAUCUUAAAGUGCUCAAAUUGCGAGCCUACGCCUUUCUGGGUUCAAAGUGGGAAGCGCGAGAUAGAAGUUUUCAGAAACUUGAGUUUCUUCUAAUUGAAGACAGUGAUUUGGUGCAAUGGAAACCAAGUUCUGGAAGCUUCCCUGAGCUUAGACACCUAAGCAUGAAACAUUGCUACAAACUAGAAGAGAUCCACUGGCUGUCUCAUUGUACAUGCGGAGGAAAUAUUGAGUUAGUGAACUGGAAUCCUAAAGCUUUGAAUUGUGCUGAGCUAUUACAACCGUGUCCAAUGACUUGGGUUGAUGUUACCGCCACUUAUUCUUUUGACGAGAAACCCAUUACUAUCAUGUUUACGAGGUAUGGGUCUAAAGAAGAGACAUGGAAAGAUGUUGAUGAAGAUUUCUUCCGAGUUGGAGUUGUUCUGAGCUUGGGUCUGUGCUUAUAUGAGCUCGACUCGUUUAUCGUACUUUUGCUGUUGGUUUCAUGGGGUUUACCGCACUAAGGUGGAUUCGAACGCAAGAUCUUUGGGUUUAGGCAUUAACCAUUCUGCUGUUUGACCUACAGAAAUAACUUACCUCUUUUAGUUUGUGUUUGCUGGUGUUUAUGCAGCUUUGAUGAGUAUCUUAUCUAUAUAUAAUAUAAAAGAUCAGUAUAACGGUAACUUUUUACCGCCAAAUUUUCUCUCUCCCAUUUUCUCUAAAUUUAACCAAUUUCUC